Messenger RNA from Alnus glutinosa, 2317 nucleotides. RefSeq names its product ureide permease 1. Gene Ontology annotation, biological process: nitrogen compound transport. NCBI's taxonomy places the organism in Eukaryota, Viridiplantae, Streptophyta, Magnoliopsida, Fagales, Betulaceae. Gene Ontology annotation, molecular function: uracil:monoatomic cation symporter activity; allantoin:proton symporter activity. Gene Ontology annotation, cellular component: membrane. The coding region runs from base 549 to 1937 and encodes 462 amino acids. The record is from RefSeq and is a predicted model, not a curated record. The transcript is spliced from 9 exons.
GCAACAUUUUCAACCGGUGACAUCAAUCAUGUAACACUCUAACGACUUUUGCGGAUGGCAACGUGGAAAAGCCAUAAACGUAAUUCUAAUUUCUAUCCCAGGGGGGGAAUCCACGUCCAAGAUUCCAACUACUAAGGCAGAUCUUUUGAAAUUUGAUUCUUGAAACCGACGACAUUUUCAACUGCUGUUCCUCAAUAUAAAAAAACUUCCUUCUCCAUGCGUUCUUCUUCAGCCUGCUCUUCUCUUGUAUGUCUUUCUAUUCCUGCCAGUUUUGCAUUGGGUAAAGUUUUUGUGUUUUACUGUUAAGGGAAUCAUCUUUGGGAGACUCCUAGCUUUUGGCGAAGAAUCUGUUUGUAGGGGUCUCUGUGGCGGCCUACUUUGGUGUCCCAGGGUUGUGGGUUUUGAAACACUAUUUUGAUUGAGGGUCCUUGCAUUUCAGAUUUUCUCAGCCAGCAAUUUCCCAUCGUAACCCCAAGGGGUUGACUAAAAUGAUAAGGACCUUGACCUUUGUGGUAGUCCCAUGAGGUCUAAGGUUCGAAUCUUCUUAGAUGCAAACAAUUUCUUGGGGUCAGCCCGCCGGCGAAGCCGGAGUAUUAUCCAAUCCGUGUAGAGAGAGCGCUUUACACGGGUCCGAGGUUUACCUGAUAGAGGAUUUUUCUGGUAUACUUUCCUUGGUUACUCUAUCAACUGAGAGGGUUAUAUAUAGGGGGCUGAAAAUGUAUGUGGUAGAGAGCAAAGGGGGUGCCAUUUUAUGUAUGCUGCUUGCCUUGUUAUUCUUGGGCACAUGGCCUGCUGUCAUGACUCUCCUAGAAAGGCGGGGUCGACUUCCUCAACAUACUUACCUUGACUAUUCGAUCACAAAUCUCUUGGCUGCUAUCAUUAUUGCCUUAACGUUUGGGGAGAUAGGCAGCAGCAAACCUGGAGUGCCCAAUUUUUUUACUCAACUUGCUCAGGAUAACUGGCCCUCUGUUUUGUUUGCCAUGGCGGGUGGAGUGGUGCUCAGCAUUGGUAAUCUAUCUACACAGUAUGCCUGGGCUUUUGUUGGUUUAUCAGUGACAGAAGUGCUCACUUCAAGCAUAACUGUUGUUAUAGGCACAACCAUGAACUACUUUUUGGAUGACAAAAUCAACAAAGCUGAGAUUCUUUUCCCUGGGGUUGGUUGCUUCUUGAUUGCCGUUUGUCUUGCCUCUGCUGUUCACACAUCCAAUGCAGCUGAUAAUAAAGCAAAGCUCAACAGUUUGUCAAGUGAUAUAGCGGGAACGGAGGCUAUGGGUGUUUCCAAGUUUAAAGAAACAACUAGAAAAGAUGUUGGAGCAACGGAUCUUGAAGAUGGAAGUGGUUCUGCAGAGAAGGCCAAAGUUGGGACUGCAGGUUUCCUCAUAGAACUUGAAAACAGACGAGCGAUCAAGGUGUUUGGGAAGAACGCUUUCAUUGGUUUGGCCAUAAGUUUCUUUGCUGGUCUCUGCUUCUCUCUAUUCUCUCCAGCAUUCAAUUUGGCAACAAAUGAUCAAUGGCACACAUUAAAGGAAGGGGUGCCUCACUUGUCUGUCUAUACUGCAUUUUUCUACUUCUCAGUCUCUUGUUUCGUCAUCGCCAUCAUUCUAAACAUCACCUUCCUUUACCACCCCGUACUAAAUUUACCCAGAUCAUCUCUUAAGGCUUACCUGAGAGACUGGAACGGCCGAGGCUGGGCCCUUUUGGCUGGGAUCUUGUGUGGGUUUGGGAAUGGCCUCCAAUUCAUGGGAGGUCAAGCUGCAGGAUAUGCAGCAGCAGAUGCUGUUCAGGCACUUCCACUUGUGAGCACCUUCUGGGGCAUACUUCUCUUUGGAGAGUAUCGAAGAUCAUCUAGAAGAACAUAUGUAUUGCUCAUCAGCAUGUUGUUUAUGUUUAUUGUAGCUGUUGCAGUUCUUAUGGCAUCAUCAGGGCACCGAAAAUAAGUAUGCAGCUAAAAGGUUCUGGAAAUUGCACAAAGCAUAAAUGAUAAACAUUAAAAACAGUUAAUAAAGUUGUUGAUUGGUUGAGAUACAAAAUAGCCAUGUCAAGAGUAGAGGGCAUUCCCAAUAUAGUCAUUGGUAAAAGAGGACAACAAAGAGGGGUUAGGGGUGAUAAGAUAAACAAAAAUAUAAAUUAAAUUCUUAAUGGAUCUGUGUCAGCAUGCUGUGGUUGAUAUAGGUACUGUCAAUAAAUGUAUUUGCUUAUAUUUUUCUUUCAAGUAUGUGAAUUGCAUAAGUGUAUUUGAAAAUGUUCACUGUUUCAACCAGUAAAUUUCUUUCAAGCAAUUUGGGCCUUAUGAUAAUGCUUUUUCUUCUUUAAAUCA